ACAGGCUGUAUUGUGUGUGCUACAACUUGCUUCUUCCUCUUAACGAUAAAUCCUGGAUAGCUUUCUCCGCCAAGAUACCUCGAUCUGCCUCAUUUUGGCGAUUCUUUGUCCUUGCACCUGCGAUUCCCUGAGGUCCAGUUUUCGUCCUGCCUCCCUUCCUCCCGGCGUUUGUGAUUGCCUGGCCUCAUGGGGUGCACUGCGGCACUAGGCGCGGCUGGAGGCCCGGCGGGUGGGCGGGGUUCGAGGCCGCUCGGGACAUGCAGAUGAGGUGGGCGGGGCCCCACAUAUACCCGGGGUUAGCGGCGGGCCAGCGCGCCCGGCCUUGGCGGACUCAGUCGGAGGUGGCUUGCUGCACCUGCUUUCCGGAGAGCAGCGGAGCCUGGUCCCGGGCUGCCCCCGGAGCGGGCCAUGCCCCCGCGGGAGCUGAGCGAGGCCGAGUCGUCCCCGCUCCGGGCCUCGACCCCUCCCCCGCGGCGGGGCAGCGCGCCCCCGGAGCUGGGCAUCAAGUGUGUGCUGGUGGGCGACGGCGCCGUGGGCAAGAGCAGCCUCAUCGUCAGCUACACCUGCAAUGGAUACCCCGCGCGCUACCGGCCCACAGCGCUGGACACCUUCUCCGUGCAAGUCCUGGUGGAUGGAGCGCCGGUGCGCAUUGAGCUCUGGGACACAGCGGGACAGGAAGACUUUGACCGCCUCCGCUCUCUCUGCUACCCGGAUACCGAUGUCUUCUUGGCCUGCUUCAGCGUGGUGCAGCCCAGCUCUUUCCAGAACAUCACAGAGAAAUGGCUGCCGGAGAUCCGCAAUCACAACCCCCAGGCACCCGUGCUGCUGGUGGGUACGCAGGCCGACCUGAGGGACGAUGUCAAUGUACUGAUUCAGUUGGACCAGGGGGGCCGGGAGGGCCCCGUGCCCCAACCCCAGGCUCAGGGUCUAGCGGAGAAAAUCCGAGCCUCCUGCUACCUUGAGUGCUCCGCUUUGACGCAGAAGAACUUGAAAGAGGUGUUUGACUCGGCUAUUCUCAGCGCCAUUGAACAUAAAGCCCGACUGGAGAAGAAACUGAAUGCCAAAGGUGUGCGUACCCUCUCCCGCUGCCGCUGGAAGAAGUUCUUUUGCUUUGUUUGAAGAGCCUUGGUGGCUAGGGAGUAGUAGGCAUAAGCCCACAGACUUCUGGAAACUGGGGCCUUUGAGGGGGAUGCUGGCAGGGCCAGGCCACCCCAUGGGACUCAGUUCCAUCUGAACACUGUGAGGACACAGGCCUCCAACUGCCCGCUCUAAUAGGUGAGGGGCUCUGAUUUGGAUUUCUGUGGUCAGGGUCACAGAGAAAUCAAAUCCCAGCACUUUUCAUUUUCGUGGGCUGGUCCUAACAGUGCCAGCCACCUCACCUCUAAGCAUUUUGGGAUCCAAUUCCCAGUUUCUUAUCAUGAGCCCUUAGGCCAGCCUGGCUGAAUUAGGAACCCCUAUGGUGGUCCCCACCUUGGCACAGCGGGAGAGGAAGAGCCAGGCAUUUUGGAGGGCAGGAGGGUGUCCGGCCCUGAUUUGGAGAGAAGUUCGGGAUGGACUGGGUAAGAGGUCAAGGAGAGACAGAGGGGAGCUGAAAGUGAGGUCUUGGAGCCUUGGGACAGGAGGCAGUAUGGUGAGGAGGCAGGUCAGAGGGCUAGGUUUGGAAGAGGGAAGAGCAAGGAGAGCAGAAAAGUUGGGCAGCUGAAGAGUAAGGCUGACACCUGGGCUGCCCUCUGCCCCCAGGGCCCGGGAGGGCAGGGCUGGUCCCUGGGAAGAACUGGGACUCAGGGCUCCCUAGGCACUGCCCAAACUGGCUGGGCCAGGAGCAGGGCAGGAAGUGAGAGGCAAGGCCCAGCAAGAGGAGGGGGAGGAGCUGCGACCUAGAGCCUAGAGGAGGAAGGGGCUGGGGUCACUUUUCUCUAAGGCCACAGCCUAGAAGGUAGGACGGUACAGCGUCUACAAAUAAAGUCUUAGGUUUCUGAAGCUGCUGUCUCUGUGUCGUUUCCUGGAGCUGUCUGCCCAUUGCCCUCUCAGAGCCCUCUUCAAGGCCCAGCAGCCAGGAUAGACAGGUUGGGCACUGAAGGUCUGAGGCCAAACUGACAGGUGGGGGCUGGACUAGAUGAGACAGUGUGAUGGGAACUGGACUGGGGGGGGCAGGUCUGGGGCUCCCCGCUUGGGGCUUAGCCGGUUCCCAGGAGAGCUAGCGUGGGAAGCAGCCUAGGAACGGGUUUCCCCAGGUGUCAGCGCCAGAGCUGCUUUCCCAUGACCUCACCAGGCAGGUGUUGCCCCGCCCCUCUGCCCCUCCUUUCUAGAGCACCUCCCUCAGCGCAGGGGCUCUCCGGCAAUGCUGGGCCCUCUAAACCUUCCUGCUCUGGUCCUUCCAACUGUCCACAGGGUCUUGGGGUGGGGGACCACCUGCUUCAGAGCCUGAGCAUGAAGGGACUCUUUACAGCCUAAAGCUCAACCCUGGUCAAACUCUGGGUCAAGUUGAUUGGACCUAGUCUUUGAUCUUGGCACUCAGUCCGCAGAAAGACAAAGGUGCCAGUUGUCAAUCAUUUAAAUAGAUGGGUGCCUGGGUGGCUCAGUGGGUUAAGCCUCUGCUUUCGGCAGGGGUCAUGAUCUCAGGGUCCUGGGAUCGAGCC
Molecule: messenger RNA, 2639 nt
Organism: Lutra lutra (Eurasian river otter)
Lineage: Eukaryota; Metazoa; Chordata; Mammalia; Carnivora; Mustelidae
Gene: RHOV
Product: ras homolog family member V
Exons: 3
Coding region: 409-1119 (236 amino acids)
Biological process (GO): small GTPase-mediated signal transduction
Molecular function (GO): GTPase activity; GTP binding
Source: RefSeq, a predicted model, not a curated record